Molecule: messenger RNA, 511 nt
Organism: Coregonus clupeaformis (lake whitefish)
Lineage: Eukaryota; Metazoa; Chordata; Actinopteri; Salmoniformes; Salmonidae
Product: taste receptor type 1 member 2-like
Exons: 2
Coding region: 68-511 (147 amino acids)
Biological process (GO): G protein-coupled receptor signaling pathway
Cellular component (GO): membrane
Molecular function (GO): G protein-coupled receptor activity
Source: RefSeq, a predicted model, not a curated record
UGGUAGUGAGGAUAUACAUCAGCUAGAGACCCCCUACACAGAUACAUCCCAGCUGCGUGUCACUAACAUGGUGUAUAAAGCUGUUUACGCCAUAGCACACGCCAUCCACAGCAUCGUUUGUGAAGAGAGAGCAAACUCCACUGUGCACUGUGACAAAAACCUCAAUGUGAAACCAACACAGGUCCUGGAGAGAUUGAGGAGGGUGAACUUCUCCCGUAACGGGUACCAGGUGUCUUUCGAUGCCAACGGGGACCCAGUGGCCACCUAUGAGCUGGUCAACUGGCAGAUAGGGGAGAGUGGGAAGAUGAAAUUUGUGACAGUGGGGCGCUAUGAUGCAUCCCGGAAACCGGUAGCCACCUUCGCCCCCAGCCCUUCCAAGCCGAACCAGAGCCGGUCGCGGCGCACCACCGACGGAGGAAAUGCGCCCGGCGGGGGCCGAGCCCGACCGGGGGUCGGUCCCACGAGGGGAUCCGACCACACCGGAACGGCCGACCCUGACCCGCCGGGUUGA